AUGGUAGACAGGUACCCAACUUUCACUAUGUUUAAUAUGUCAGUUAAAAUUAUGAUCUGGAAUGUGCAAGGAGCUGGAAGUCAAGCAUUCUUGACAAUGAUACGGGAGCUAGUUCGAAUCAAUAAACCGACUAUCUUAGCACUCGUGGAAACUCAUAUUAGUGGUGAAACGACGCAAAAGGUGUGUGACCGGAUUGGUUUUUCGGGGCAAUUCCGAGUCGAUGCACAGGGAUUUAGGGGUGGUAUUUGGGUUUUUUGGAGAGAAGAUCUUGUUAAAGUCAGGGUCUUAGACUCACACACGCAACAUGUGACUGUGGAAAUAACGAAGGUGGGGGAAGCUCCAUGGAUUUUCUCAGCAAUAUAUGCCAGUCCUGACUCAUCAAUUAGACGAGAGUUAUGGGAGGCACUGACAAUUGCUCGAAAUAACUUUAGAGGACCCUGGUUGUUAGGAGGUGAUUUCAAUGACACCACCUCGAUGGAAGAAAGGGUGGGCGUUGGUGGAGCAGAAAUGCAGCGUCGAUGCAGAAACUUUGCUAACUGGAUUGAGUCGAACAAUUUAAUUGACUUAAAUUUUGCUCGCCCAAAGUUUACGUGGGCAAGAGGAGAGACUGAGAACACUUACAAGGCAGCUAGACUUGACAGGUUUAUGUGCAAUGAUGAAUGGCGCCUUCGAUUUGAUCAAGGGGCUGUUAGACACUUACCCAAGAGCAAUUCCGACCAUUGCCCAAUAAUAGUAAGUUCGACUGGCUUUGCGCCAAUUCCAGCUUCUAUCAAACCAUUCAGGUUCCAGGCAGCAUGGAUGAACCACGCUAAAUUCGAUAAGUUUGUAGAAACUAAUUGGGACAAGUCAGCCCCCAUCGUACCUUUCCAAAGCAAGUUUGCAGAAAGACUUAGUAAGUGGAACCGUGAGGAAUUCCACAACGUUUUCAGAAAAAAAUCGGAAUUAUGGGCAAGGAUCGAGGGGGUCCAAAAACGCCAAGCUGUUAAAUGGGAACGUAAAUGGGUUAAACUCGAAGCUAAGCUACGAAAAGAGUUAGAUGAAGUACUCCAUGAAGAGGAAAUGAUGUGGUUCCAAAAGUCGAGACUGGAGGCGAUUAAGGAUGGAGACUGA
Molecule: messenger RNA, 1110 nt
Organism: Spinacia oleracea (spinach)
Lineage: Eukaryota; Viridiplantae; Streptophyta; Magnoliopsida; Caryophyllales; Amaranthaceae
Exons: 1
Coding region: 1-1110 (369 amino acids)
Molecular function (GO): catalytic activity
Source: RefSeq, a predicted model, not a curated record